Colletotrichum fioriniae is the source of this 546-nucleotide messenger RNA. The record is from RefSeq and is a predicted model, not a curated record. Lineage: Eukaryota; Fungi; Ascomycota; Sordariomycetes; Glomerellales; Glomerellaceae.
AUGAGUCACUCUCCGACGGGCGACUAUGGCGACGGCUACGACGAGAGCUACGGAGGAUACUAUGCGGACGAGUAUGCGAGUGCUGCAUCUUCAUCGGUACAACAAGCGUCUGAACCCUACUAUGGAAAUGUAGACUGGUCACAGUAUGACUACGUUCCCACCGAGGACGGAGGCUACUGGCAGAUGAAACCACGAUAUGUUCCUGCAGGGCAGUAUCCAACAGUAAUACCACAUCAAGGGGGUCAAGAGCAGCAAGAAGUCGUGGACUACAAAUUCCCCUGCCUCGAGGCGGGAUGCACAGCAAACCCUUUCAAGCGCAAGGCCGACCUCGAGAGACACUACAGACAAGUCCACCAGGACCCGUCAAAGAAGGAAGCUCACAAUGCUCGCGAAGAAGCGAACCAUUCGGACGACGGGACCACUUCAGAGAUCACUUGCGAGACUAUCACAACGAAGACAUUUUCAAGCGGGGCACCCACGUGGACGACAGCUGGCUCCAAGGACGCAAUCUCUCGUCGCGAUGGUGGCGGUGCUCAAAGUGCUUGA